UUUCUCAUAUUUUUAUAGACAUACUCGUAAACCAGAAUUUUAGUGGAAGGUCUUAGAGUUCUUUAAGAUCUUUUAUUUUUAGACUCACGAAAUUUUAAGCUCUCAAGUACAUAGAUUCUCAAUCCUGACAUACUUGAGCAAGCGUUUAAGUCUCUCAAUUCUCACAAAUUUUUCGUCUCUUCGACAAACAACAAACUCAAUGUAGUAAACAUUUCAUUCAAAAUCUCAAUCGUGUUAUCACCACCGGCCGAUCUCUUAUGAAACGUCUUGUACACAUUAUUCACCGGCAAUUCGCGGUGCUCUCUUUUCCCUGGGUUGGUGUUGUCAGGGGGCAAUAAGUCGGGUAACGUCCGGACGAAAUGGCACGAUGAGUUCGGUCGCAACACUCACUCACUAACUUGCUCGCUCACUCACUUUUGGUGGGGUAAACCACGAAGCGAGAUGGUCUCGGGAGCGACUCGAGGGUAUUUUCAUCGUGGCAGUGCAACAUGUGCAGUCAGUGCACCAAUUCGCUUUGAUUCCACACGUCUCGCGCUGUGGCCAAAUCUGUGGCAGCAACGACUGUGGGUCCAGCUAAGAAGAUGUGAGUCGCUUCUGGUGAUUGUUUCCUGUUUGUGUAUCCUAUUGUCAAUUUCCGAUCGAUUGUCGGCGAGGAUCUUGGAGCUUGCUGCGAGCACCUUGUCGGUGAAGAUCAUUAGCAAGAUGCAGGCAGCUGGAUGACGCUACUCGUUGUUGUUUACGUGAUGGCAAUAUGGCGAACAUCAAGGUGGCCGUACGCGUGAGACCGAUAUCUGCUAGAGAAUUAAAUUUGACGGGAUCCGAAGUGGUGAUCCGCGCGGAGCCGAAUGAGAUUUCCUUGACGAAUUUGAAGGUGUCAUCGAGUAAGGCCGGCGAUAGCCGCGAGAGGACCCGGAGAUAUGCUUUCGAUUACUGUUUCGAUUCAUCGAAUCCCGAAGCGAAGAAUUACGCCACCCAAGCGACGAUCUACGAGACACUCGGUCAGUCCAUCCUGGACGUCAUGUUCUCCGGGUACAAUUAUUGCUUGGUAGCUUAUGGGCAGAGUGCGUCGGGUAAAACCUACACCAUGAUGGGCACAAAGGAGGAUCCAGGACUCAUUCCACGAUUGUGCGAAGGAAUUUUUUCAAAAAUCGGGCAGGAAAAUGGCUAUGACAGGAUUUAUCGCGUGACUGUGAGCUAUUUGGAGAUAUAUAACGAGAGGGUGAGGGAUCUCUUACAACCGUCGACGAGCGCGAGUCGACUCCGAGUUCGAGAACAUCCUCGACUAGGGCCCUACGUUCAAGGAUUAACGCUCCACGUGGUCCGCGAUCUGGAAUCGUUGAUGUCAUACGUGGAGAAGGGCACGAAAGCCAGAAAGACAGCCUCGACACUUCAGAAUCCCAGCAGCAGCCGUAGCCACGCUCUAUUGACCGUCGAUCUCACGCGGGAACAAGGCUCGGCCGAUGCCGAACGUCUCUCUGACGGUGACAGCAUCACGUCCUCCGGGAGACAAGACGUUACUCAGCGCGCCGGCAGCAGGUUGCACCUGGUCGAUCUGGCGGGCAGCGAGAGCGCGGCCACCUGCGGCGGCGUUCAUCGACUGAAGGAAGGCGCGAAUAUCAACAAGAGCCUCGUGGCCUUGGGAAACGUCAUAUCCGCACUUGUUGAGAGAGGCUCGACAGGAAGUGGGACAAGCAAACGAUACAUCCCUUAUAGGGAUUCCUCUCUCACUUGGUUGUUGAAAGAUGCACUCGGAGGAAAUGCCACCACCGUCAUGCUUGCCACAAUAUCUCCGGCCAGCGGAAGUUACAACGAAACUGCUCAUACCUUACGAUUUGCGCAAAGGGCGCAGAGCGUGGUCAAUCGACCGGUGGUCAACGAGGAUCCCGUGGAGAGGCUCAUCCGUGAAUUAAGGGCCGAGGUAGCCAGAUUAAAAUCUUUGUUACUGCAAAAGGAUAUCGACCAGCAGACUACUGGCGUACCGUGUUGUUGCGGCAAAGUUCAAAGUUCAAAGGAUUCGACGACGGAUUCUCAGUAUCGCGAGGAACAGGAAUCGCUCAACACUUUGCGAUCUAAACAGUCCGAUUGCAAGGACGAAUUUUCACAAUCAAAGAACGACAGAUCACUCGAUGUGUUUCCGAUCAGAAGGUUUAACUCUAGCGAUAGUUUAACGAUUUGUGAGACCGGUUCUACAAGAUCCGUUAGAAAGUUUAAUUCUUAUGAGCAUCUACAAGUUUCCGAUCGCUUUAUAAACAAUUACAAUCAGGCCAAAGUCACCGAACUAAACGACGAAGAGGACGAAGUGAUAGAUGAAAUUAACGAGCCGGUUUUCGUGGACAUACCGACAUUAGUGGCCGUGCUGAUUAAACCGGACGACAGCUUGCAAGAGUCAUCGACGCAGAUCGAGGAAAUCUGCUCCGAUGAGGUACAGGAAGAUUCGAUCGAUGCCGAUUUCAUAGAAGGUGGCAACGAGGAGUUUGAAGAAACAGAGAAAAUCGAUGUCGAUCCUGACGAUCACAGUAUCUCGGCGAAUUCUUGCAACACCUUGGGCGACUCAGAGGUCGGCGAAUUUCAUAAGACUCCGUCGAGUCCGGCAUCUGUUGGAAGAAGCGGACCAAGAGGUACGUUCAGCAAACAAAACUCGAUCGAUUUGCCGUCGUCGAAUUUAAACGUCUCCAAGAAAUUUGGUUCCAUCGAUGGUAUUAACAAAAAGAAGGACUCAUCGAUCCUCGAUCAUCUUCAGCGAUCGCACACGAAUUUAGACAAGCGUCCGACACUGUCCGAUCGUGGGAAAAAACUCAACAACAUCCGCGAGAUCGAUGAUCGCAAGGUGAAUGCUAAAUCAGGAAGCAUUUGGAAAGCGAUCGGUAGCGACGGCAGCAAGGAUCAUCUGCAGAGGAAGAGCAGUAACGAGUCUGACAAGAGCUUGAAGGAUUCCAAUAUCGGCAAGAUAGGCGGUUACAGCAUCGGCAGAAAACCGAGUUUGGAGAAUCUGAAGAGAAAGACUAGCAAGGAUAGCAGCUCAAGUAGCUCCAAGGACGAGCAGAUUCUGAUUUCGAGCUUGACGCGCGACAAGCUACUACGCAGGAAGAACUCUUUAGAUCAGGAAGCGGCAAACGGUGUACGACAUCACACGGCGAUUCAGCGAGUAAAACGCGCAGACAUCGUCGCGGCAGUUACGGAGAGGCUUUACUCCAGUAGAAAGCUCACGGAAGAGAGCAAUAAUAUGGCGACUAAUAGUGUAUCGGGCACUCGUUCUCCCCCGGAAGGCACCGACGUCAAGGUGUCUAGCAAUCUCAUGGCACGAUCGAGGCUCCAGGAAAUCUCGCGAAAAAUGUUGAUGAAGCGACGAAGAAUCAACGUAGACACGCAGACGGAGACGGCAUCGACGCUCCGUUUCAGGGACACGGCGUCCUUGACGGACGAGCCCAAGGUGGUUCUCCAGGAUGCGGCGGUUCUCACGGAAGAGCAUAUGGAUUAUGACGUGACGACUGUAACCAAUCACCGGUUGCCCGUUCUCAGAGUGAAGGAUAUGGCCACGUUGACAGAUCGGCGACCGCACACCAGCAUCUUCCGUUGCAAGGACGCCGAGAGCUUGGCCAACGAUCUCGAUUUCGACGACUAUGAACUGCACUCGCCACGGAAUGACUCCGGCAUACUUUCUGAUGAUACGCAGAAUUACGCCGAAAGCAAUCUAUCUAGCGCCGAAAUGUCCGAGCUUUAUCCAGAAGCUGACAGGAGGAUACCAUGCACGGACAGUUCGACUAAUACGUUCCUUGCAUCAUCCGGCAGGAACUCGGCAGUGCAAACAGAAACCGGAAAUCGAGAAGUGCCGAGUCGGCAGAAAGAGAGCUUGGAGAACAGAGGUCGCAGUCACUGUUGCGGUCUGGUUCACGAAAUCGGCCAGCGCGUGCCAGUCAACAGUCCCGAGAGAAAUGUCAUCUCCAUAUCUCUACCGGAUAUGAUCAGUAUAACCAUCGAAAGUACGAAUGGUUUAGAGUCAAGAAUUGCUGUGACGGAUGGCAGUGAUGCCAUGGAAGAGAAGCCGCAACCCAUUUCCAGUGACAAGGAAUCUCAGACGGAACAGAUCAAGAACGAGGCUGAAGGAUCUUUCUUAAAGGAUCUUACAGUAAGAUCGACGGCCAUUCAGGCGGACGGUAGAGUCUUCAGGAUUGAAAAUAUCUUUCAAGAUCCAAAAAGCAAUAAUUAUCAUGAUGCGGCUUCUGAUUUAAGGAAGGAAACCAUAAAGAAGUCGAUGGUUUUUAGAAACUCCCUUGGCACUUCUUCCAUUAUUGAAACAAAGGAAAAUGAUGCGAAGAUGGAAUGGGAUAUCCAGGACCUUUAUCAGAAAAAACAGCCGAUCUUGAAAAGUGAUUUAAUGAGGGCUUUUGUUGCCAAAAAACGUAGUUACAGUUUGAAUCCUAGAAGACCGACAAACAGACUUGCUUGUCAAGAUUUAUUGAGAAAUUGGACUUUUCCAUGCUCAGAAUUUAUUGAUUUUAAUAGAGAGAUGAUAAUCAUGUCGCCUACUGGGCAGCAAGACACUGAUACAUCACUAAUUGACAGCUUGCCUUCUUCUGCAGUAAUCAGCGAAUGUACUUCAGCCAAUAAAAUUUUAGAAGAGCCGAUUCACGAAUCAUGCAAACAAGAUUUCGUGAGUAGUUUCGAAGAUUUGAAGGAAUCUGCUUUUAUAAAGGAUCUGCUGGAUUGUGAUAAUAAUUUUUCGGACGACAGUCUUGACGAAGAUAAUAUCACGAAGAGAUCAAUUGUCGUGAAUACGAUGGAUACGCAGAAUCUUAAGAAUUACGAGAGUGUUUGUCCUCCAGAUGUUGUCGCGCAUACAAAGAAAGAAGCUUCAAAGUCGGCAGUUCACAAAGAUUCGAUUAACGUUGAAUCAUCGAUAGAUGACGAUUUCGACGAUACCGAGAUGGAACUCCCGAAGAAAAAACCUGCCGAGGUAUUGGAUAAGAAUCCAAUGCAGGAUUACAAGACGUUGAUCUUAGGAACGUCGUCCUGUCUCGUGGAUAAUGAUUCUGAAGAAGAAGCAAAUAUAACGGCGUCCAGUCAGUCUGAUAACAUUGAGAAAGGUAAGAAGAAGGUAUCCUUUUCGAAUCCCAGCAGUCCCGAAGAAAUAACUGACAUUGUGGCUAACCGCAAAAUCCUGGCACCGAAGCAAAACUUAGUAGCUGUAAAAUCCAUUAUCAAGAAGAUGAAGAAGCCGGCUGUGGCCGAAAACUUGGACAUCGUCCAAUCGAAUGUCGAAGUUGACCAAUCCUUGCGGCAGAAAAAGGUAGAAUCGGCGAAAAGCGAGGAAGUUCUGUCUGCAUCGAAAGAAGAUCAAGAUUCUGAGGACUCUCGAGAAUCGUUAAACGACGAGAAGAAAUUCUCCGAUCAUAACGAAUCAGACAGUAGCGUCAGCGACGAGGAUACUCAAGCAAUGUCGAAGAAGAAAAACAUUUUUGAAGAAUACUUGAAUGAGGCGAUGAUCUUCAUGCGCAACAUGAACUCUAUCAACGAGUACAUGAGUGCCGUAAACAAACUGGAGAGCUGCGGAAAGCGUCACAGGAGACGAGGAAGCCGUCGAGGGAGCAAACCGAGUACGGAUAAAGGUCACACAGAGUUCCGUGAGUGUAAAGUGAACCUAAAAGAUGACACCGACGAGCACUUGCAACAGGACGAAGUUGUUGUCGUCGAGUCCUACGAGAAAUGUCUGAAAGGUAUCGAGAGACUGGAGGCGUGCAUUGACAAAGUCAGCAAACACAACCUGAUCCUUCGAGAUAGAUAUGGCAUCGAGGUCGAGUCUGCUGGCGCUAAAUCGAGUUUAGCGUGUCCCAGCAUAGAUUCCGAGAUGUCUAAUGUCAAGGACAGCGUGAUCCACCAAUGCAAUAUGAGUCUUGAAAAUGAUGCUGAAAGUUGCGACAAGUCAAAUCUUUCUAGGAUUUCCUUGCCCUUUUUGUCUUCCAUUCAAACCGACGUCACGAAACAGCCUACGUUAAAGGAGGCAGAACGACGAGAUCAGAUUAAAAUCGAUGAUUUUGAUAAUAAGAAUAAUAAUAUACCGGAUGACGAUCUGGAGCGCAAGAUUUUCGAUCAAUUGAUGCACGCGGCCGAUUUCAGCAAGUACCAAAGCCCGAGACAAUUGCGACAGAAACGCCUGUGGAAAAUGCGCGAUCUUAGGUCCCGUAGUCCGACAACUUACUCCAAGUUACGGGAGACUUUCCGAAGGGACACUCGUGGAAUCUUUAAUUUCGAUGAAGUUUCCGCCGCCGAAGAUUAUCUCGACGACAUUCGCGGAAUCGAGAGUAGCUCCCGGAAUUUUAGGAAAACGAAACUUUCCGAUCAAACAGAGAAUAUUGGCUCGAAAACAUCGAUCAGUUCUGAGAUCGAUCUUGAAGAAUUUUGCGACCGCAACGAAUUGCCGGAAGAAAAUGAUAAUCCAUUCAAAAUUGAGAUGCCAAUCAUUUUCGAGACAAAAGUAGAAUAUCCUGAUUGUCUGAUAGAUCCUGCGAAGCCGAUUGAACUUGGACACAUGUUCAAUACAGAAGAAGAAAUCGCCCGAAAAAUUACACAGAGAUCAAAGAAUACUUUAAGGCUCGAGUCAGCAAAUCCCAGAUUUGUAGGCUCUUUGAACAUGGAAUUAAAGUAUCCUGGUAGUCCAAGGGCAAAAUUUUUGGAGCUUUUAAAGGAGAGGAGACGAAUUGUAGAAAACAGCAGAGGUACAAAUGCAUUUUGAGAAAAUUUAACAAUCAUGAUAAAUUGUA
Camponotus floridanus (Florida carpenter ant) is the source of this 6758-nucleotide messenger RNA. RefSeq names its product centromere-associated protein E. The transcript has 8 exons. Lineage: Eukaryota; Metazoa; Arthropoda; Insecta; Hymenoptera; Formicidae. Bases 752 to 6730 code for a protein of 1992 amino acids. Gene Ontology annotation, molecular function: plus-end-directed microtubule motor activity; ATP hydrolysis activity; microtubule binding. Gene Ontology annotation, biological process: microtubule-based movement. Gene Ontology annotation, cellular component: kinesin complex; microtubule. The record is from RefSeq and is a predicted model, not a curated record.